Saccharomyces paradoxus is the source of this 918-nucleotide messenger RNA. It is a transcript of the gene SWC5, whose product is annotated as Swc5p. The coding region runs from base 1 to 918 and encodes 305 amino acids. The record is from RefSeq and is a predicted model, not a curated record. Lineage: Eukaryota; Fungi; Ascomycota; Saccharomycetes; Saccharomycetales; Saccharomycetaceae. The transcript has a single exon.
AUGCCAGAAGUAGAGACAAAGAUUACACCCAACGAAGAAGAGGAGGAAGAGGAUGACUACAUUGAAGAGGAGGACGAGGACUUCCAGCCUGAAAGAGACAAAUUGGGCGAUGGUAGUGACGAUAGCGACGCCAGCGAUGGUGGUGAUGGCGAUGACGAUAAUGAGAGCAAAGGCAAGGGCAGAAGCAAAGUGGACUAUUCGCGUAUAGAAAGCGAGAGUGGCGGACUGAUUAAGACUAGAAGAGCUCGGCAAGCCGAAGAAGAAUAUGCGAAGACACAUAAAUAUGAAUCGCUAGCUGUGGAGUCGAUCCCCGCAAAAGUAAAUAGCAUCUGGGAAGAGUUGCAGCAAGCGAGUCGGGAUCGUUUUUUGAGCAGUUCUGGAAAAGUUGGUUCUGUUUUAGGCAGUUCCAACGAGUCUGGGUCGACGACGGCCGUGCAACAGGAGGACAAGAUCCUCAUCGAAAGAAACUAUAAGUUCGCCGGAGAAACUAUUAAUGAGAAAAAGUGGGUUCCUCGUAGCAGUGCGGAGGGUCAAGAAUAUCUAAAUAGUUUAAAAUUCAAGCAGCAGGCGCAGCAGGCGCCUGCUGCUCCUACUCAACCAGACAAGACAAUUGAGACUAGUCUCAGUGAGAGCCGGAAACACUUGCGGCGGCCACUAAAAAGGCCGCCGCUGUUGGAGCAGAUCAUCUCUGGUGGGCUACGACCUAAGCUAACGACGCUGGAAAAGUCCCAGCUGGACUGGGCUAGCUAUGUAGACCGUGCUGGGCUUAACGAUGAGUUAGUUCUGCACAACAAGGAUGGAUUUUUGGCCCGGCAAGAAUUUUUGCAGAGGGUUGGGUCUGCGGAGGAUGAGAGGUACAAAGAGUUGCGCCGCCAACAGCUUGCUCAGCAGUUGCAGCAGGAUGGCGGAGCUUCUUAG